AUGAACGGCAUGGACCACAACUUCGACACGCCCCCACCAGGCUUUUCGCAGAAGGGUUACUGGUCUCCCCAGACCUCCGCCUCCAACUUCUGUGAGAUCGACUACGAAUACACUCACUACAUUGCCGAACUCAUCAAUACUCUCAGCAACCUAGCGUAUAUCUGGCAAGGCGUCAUCACCUUGCCGAAGUCGUUGCGCGGCGGUGGGCGGGAGUUUCAGCUGUGGCAGUGGCCUGUAGAGAAUCUAGCACUGCUUUUGGUUGGCCUCGGCAGUGCUGCGUUCCACGCGACUCUGCUGCACGAGAUGCAGAUCAUUGAUGAGAGCGGAAUGUAUGCGCUCGUGGGAGCUUUGGACUAUCGGCUCUGGAGCAGUAACAUGGGAGAGCCGACCAGGUUGUUGUUCGGCAUGACUUUAGCAACGGCCAUCUCUGGCGUGAUUGGUUGGAAUGCAGUAGGAACCGAGGACGGAAAGGCGAGCAAUUUCGUGCAUUUGGUGCUGUUCAUCGGCCUAUUGACAGCUCUCUGGCCGAAGGUACUGUACAUGAUCAGGCAGGGGCGAGACGAGAGGAAGACACAGGGGCAGAAGGGGCCAGACGAUACCGCAAGACGCUUGAUGUAUGCCUUCAGGAUGGGAGUCGUGUUUUUCUUCUCAGGUUUCGCCGUGUGGAUUGUUGACGGAAAGUUCUGUGAUCAACUGCGAGAAGUGAGGCAUUGGCUUGGCCCACCGGGUUGCUGGAGUCUGGAGUUCCAUGGCUGGUGGCACUUUUUGACUGCUUUGGGUGCAGGGAACUUUGUGAGAGUGGUCAGAGAGCUGACGGAGGCGAAGACUGUGCCUAAGAAGACUGCUGGAAAUGGACAUGUCAAGGCGUCAUGA
Cyphellophora attinorum is the source of this 873-nucleotide messenger RNA. Its product is annotated as Alkaline ceramidase 3. The transcript has a single exon. The record is from RefSeq and is a predicted model, not a curated record. NCBI's taxonomy places the organism in Eukaryota, Fungi, Ascomycota, Eurotiomycetes, Chaetothyriales, Cyphellophoraceae. Bases 1 to 873 code for a protein of 290 amino acids. Gene Ontology annotation, biological process: ceramide biosynthetic process; ceramide catabolic process. Gene Ontology annotation, cellular component: endoplasmic reticulum membrane.